GGCUGUUGUUUGAGAAAAGUUUAACCACUGUCUGGGUUAACAGGAAGCAGCGCUAUACAGAUCGCACAACAGAGUUUUACAUUGUUCCCCGCCGAGCAACGGUUUCGUCUUUUAUUCAAGAAUUUGUAGUAUGUUUUUGGGACACAUCGUUUUUGAACGUUGUUCUAUGGAAGAACAAGGCAACCAAAUCAUAGUUGAAAGUAAUUUCGACCAGAGGGACGCCUUUAGAGAAUCCUGAUCUCGGCUUUCGCAGUCCUGGGUCACUUGAGUGAAGAAUUGGGUAGAGUUCCCUGUCUCGUCUUCACAUCAGUCUUCAUUUUGACGUUCCAUUUACUUGCAAAACAAUGGUUGGAUUCAAACCUGCUGACUUGCCCCCAACUGCUGCCGUCAAGUUUAUUGGCGCUGGAACAGCAGCCUGCAUUGCUGACCUAGUCACCUUUCCCUUGGACACUGCCAAAGUCCGGCUCCAGAUCCAAGGAGAGGGAAAAGGUGUGGCAGCUGCGGGUCACGGCACGUCGGUGCGGUACCGGGGUGUGUUUGGCACCAUCACCACCAUGGUGCGUACAGAGGGGGCCAGAAGCCUCUACAACGGCCUGGUAGCAGGACUCCAGAGACAGAUGAGCUUCGCCUCUGUCCGUAUUGGCCUCUACGACUCUGUCAAGUCAUUCUACACCAAAGGCUCAGAACAUGUGGGGAUUGGCAGUCGCCUGCUGGCAGGCUGCACCACUGGAGCCAUGGCGGUUGCAUUAGCCCAACCCACAGAUGUUGUGAAGGUCCGCUUCCAGGCACAGGCUGGUUCCUCUGGGCCAAACCGGCGUUACAAUGGUACCAUGCAGGCAUACAGGGCCAUUGCCAAGGAAGAGGGCAUGCGUGGUCUGUGGAGAGGUACUGGCCCAAACAUUGCCCGCAAUGCCAUUGUGAACUGCACUGAACUGGUUACAUAUGACCUCAUCAAAGACAGCCUUCUUAGAAACACACCCUUGACUGAUGACCUCCCCUGCCACUUCACAUCUGCGUUUGGUGCAGGAUUUUGCACCACUGUGAUUGCCUCACCCGUAGAUGUGGUGAAGACGAGAUACAUGAACUCGGCCCUCGGCCAAUACAGCAGCGCCCUGAACUGUGCUCUAGCCAUGGUGACAAAGGAGGGACCCCUUGCUUUCUAUAAAGGAUUCAUGCCCUCUUUCUUAAGACUGGGCUCUUGGAAUGUGGUGAUGUUUGUUACAUAUGAGCAGCUGAAACGUGCCAUGAUGGCAGCUUGCCACCACUAACCUAGCCAUUGGCUGCAUUAUAGGGUGACUCUAUUGAUCUUUCCUAUUUUAUUUACUCAUGUGGCCCUAGCAAUUUCUGCUUUUAAAUCACCUGAUUACUGAUGUUUCUCUGAAGUGUAUUCUUGAGACUUGAAAGCUGGUCCCCCUGUAGUAUCUUAACUUCUGACAAUAAAAUGAACAUUUAACUGUUUUAUGCAUA
Messenger RNA from Esox lucius (northern pike), 1467 nucleotides. RefSeq names its product mitochondrial uncoupling protein 2. NCBI's taxonomy places the organism in Eukaryota, Metazoa, Chordata, Actinopteri, Esociformes, Esocidae. Gene Ontology annotation, molecular function: oxidative phosphorylation uncoupler activity. Gene Ontology annotation, biological process: mitochondrial transmembrane transport; adaptive thermogenesis; response to cold. The record is from RefSeq and is a predicted model, not a curated record. Gene Ontology annotation, cellular component: mitochondrial membrane. The transcript is spliced from 8 exons. The coding region runs from base 345 to 1268 and encodes 307 amino acids.